UACUUCGCGAAUGACGUCACGGCUACGAUGCCAAAUAACUGUUAACCGUUUACCUGCUAUUCUGUGUCGGUUAAUAAUUUCAGUCUUCAGUAAGUUAGUGGUCAGUUCGCUCCAAUAAAUGCAGUAAAAUAACAGCGUAGAGUGAAAUAUUUGGUGUCGAGUGGGUUGUGAAUGGUUUACCAAAUCCGAUCCUCAUUGCAUCGGUGUCGUUGGAACAAGUCCGACAGAAAAACGAAGUAGGCGUUGGGUUUGAAUCAUUUCCAAAUAUACUUCCAAAAAUCGACCCGGCCAACGCCUUUUUGAUUCUCGCCGAAUUUUCGUCACGCAGGAAGUCUGUUCGUUUGGACUGGUUCUUUUGUGCGAAGAAGAUGAAUGUCGCGGCGUUCUUUUGGGUGUUUUCUCUGUUUCUGGCGGUGGUUGCCGGUGCCAAGGACAUGAUGCGGAAGAGCAUAGUUUACGACAAAAACACCCCUGACGUUUUUUACUGUCCAAUUCACAAACCCACCGGUAUGGAUAAGCUCAUAGUUAAGGCGAGGCCUUUGAGUAAGUUAUGUGAAUUUGAAGGCGCCGCAAUUCCUGAAGACUACAAGAGCGACUGCUACCAAGAUGUGGACGAAAGUCGUUUCGCUUGCAAAGAAAAGUACAGGAUAAUGAUGAGAAACAAUCCGCCCGGUAGCGAAGAACCCGAAACCGACGAAAGGGAGAAGAGACAGAUGAAACGUCUGGCAAAGUUCGUGGACGUCGACAAACAGUAUUACGAGAUGAAAAUUGAAAAGACAGUUACCAAACCAAAACGGCGACUGAGCAAUAGACUAGGUUAAUUUUCCUGUUGUUUUAACUCAAUGUGAUAUAACCCCGAGUCUCGAGUGUUAAAAUAUUACUAAAAAAACGCUGACACAGUAACCUUACGAACUUGCCCAAUUUAAAUACCUAAUGUUGCGUUUACAAUUAAUGUUAUUAAUGAGUGCGUGUGUACAAUAAAUACGUUUCCUAUGGUAAUAAUUUAUUUAUGAAGUAUUUUUUUACCGCCCAAUUCUGAAACAGCACUAAACCAUAUACCCACAAAUAAUUUUUAAGUGUCCGAAAAGCUUAAGGCAUGACGGUAGAAAGUCCUUUUUAAAGGACUUUCUACCACAAUCCGUGGUUUAGACAGAACCAACUAUCCAUGAUUUUAUGCACAGUAUACUAACUAAAGAUUCGCGUCUUUAGUCUCCGUUGGUGGCGCCACUAACGGUAAAGUAAUAUGAACGUUGUACUUGCAAUUUGCAAUGCGUUUUAUAAAUUUAAUGUUUUUUAAGCAAGAAUAA
This is a messenger RNA of Cylas formicarius (sweet potato weevil), 1307 nucleotides long. RefSeq lists its product as uncharacterized. NCBI's taxonomy places the organism in Eukaryota, Metazoa, Arthropoda, Insecta, Coleoptera, Brentidae. The coding region runs from base 369 to 821 and encodes 150 amino acids. The transcript has 4 exons. The record is from RefSeq and is a predicted model, not a curated record.